Molecule: messenger RNA, 1629 nt
Organism: Microthlaspi erraticum
Lineage: Eukaryota; Viridiplantae; Streptophyta; Magnoliopsida; Brassicales; Brassicaceae
Source: the annotation of a GenBank genome assembly
AUGGUGCUGCAGCCACGUUUUCAAAUGCCGUCACGUAGGACUGUGACGAGGGGUUGCUUAGCUAUGUUUGAGGGAGAAAGAGAACAGCUAAGGACAUGGUUUAAAAAGUUUUCUGGAAGCGUUAGUCUCACCACAGACACAUGGACUUCUUGUCAAAAUCUGACUUAUAUGUGCUUGACGGCUCAUUUCAUAGAUUCUGAAUGGAAUCUACACAAGAAGAUAAUAAACUUUUGCCAAGUCUCAAGUCAUUCAGGUGAGAUGAUGGGAAGAACGAUGGAGAAGUGUUUGCUGUUUUGGGGAAUUGACAAAGUUUUUACAAUCACGGUAGACAACGCAAGUUCAAAUGAUUUAGGAGUGCGUUACAUGCGAAAAAGUCUACAAUCAAGAGGAGGCUGUAUGUUAAAUGGCGAGUUUCUUCAUAUGCGGUGUGGUGCUCAUAUCUUAGGUUUGAUUGUUAAAGACGGCUUAAAGGAUGUAGAGGCUGCGAUAACUCGGAUUCGUUUGGCUGUUCGUUAUAUAAGAUCUUCUCCAAAUAGGUUGGUGAAAUUUAAAGAGUGUCUUGAACAAUUGAAACUUCCUACGAACUGUGGUGUUUGCUUGGAUGUGGAAACCAGAUGGAACUCAACCUAUUUAAUGUUAGAUUCUGCUCUUAAGGUAAGGAAAGCUUUUGAUUUGCUGGAAGUAAAAGACAGAGCCUAUAGAGUUGAGAUGGCUGAUGAUUUGCCGAGUGAUACUGACUGGUCUUAUGCUGAAGGUCUUGUUCCAUUCUUGGAGUCAUUUUAUGAGACAACCGUGAAGAUAUCUGGGUCUCUUUACAUCACAUCAAAUGUUUAUAUGAAAGAGAUCUUUGGCUUAUCUUUACUUAUAAUGAAGAUGGGUAUGGAUGAGUCUAGAUCCAUAAGAGAGAUGUCAGUCCGGAUGAGAGAAAAGUACGACAAGUAUUGGGGAAAUUUUGAUAACAUGAACAUGCUUAUCUUUGUUGCUACUGUACUUGAUCCAAGGUACAAGAUGCAGUGGGUUAAAUGGUUGAUUGAUGAAAUAUACUCGGCACAAGAUGCUUCUGAUUUACUGUCAAAGGUUCGUGCUGCUUUAGAUAAGAUGUUUGACUACUACAAGACUAUGGUUCCGGAAAGUACGGUGUCUUCUAGUGAAAGAAACGACAAUGUUGGAGAAGAUGAUGUUCAAAAAAUUGGAAAGAUUGGUUCUUGGAUGAGUUCUAUGUACAAGAAACACAAGGAGAGUAAAGGAUAUGCACAACCUGAAACAGAGCUGGAAAGGUAUUUGUUGGAUGAUUGUGAAAACGAUGAGGAUCAGAGUUUUGAUAUCUUGUAUUGGUGGAAGACUACAGGAUCAAAGUAUAAGAUAAUCUCUCUGAUGGCGAAAGAUAUACUUGUUGUUCCCGUAUCGACAGUUGCAUCGGAAUCUGCUUUUAGUGCGGGAGGUCGUGUGCUUGAUUCUUUCCGAAGCUCACUCACUCCAACAAUGGUCGAAGCUCUCAUUUGCACUCAAGAUUGGAUACGGCGUGACAAUCAACCUCUUGUGGUAGAAGAAACAAUGGCGGAUAUACUAGAAUUCGAAUCUGAGAUGGAGGCAGAAAAUACUUUUGGUCCUAUGGUUGUUGAUGAUUGA